This is a messenger RNA of Pelodiscus sinensis (Chinese soft-shelled turtle), 2132 nucleotides long. NCBI's taxonomy places the organism in Eukaryota, Metazoa, Chordata, Testudines, Trionychidae. The record is from RefSeq and is a predicted model, not a curated record.
UUCUGAGCUCCAUGCAUGCCAGGUCAUCUGGUGGGUGCCAGUCCAAACCCAAGUCUUCUGACACAGUGCUUUCUUUGGCAGGACGCACACAAUUGUAUUCCUGAUCUGGACAGCGAGACGGCCAUGUUCUCAGUCUACGAUGGACAUGGAGGGGAAGAGGUUGCUCUGUACUGUGCCAAGUACUUGCCAGAGAUCAUCAAGGACCAGAAGGCCUACAAGGAAGGCAAACUACAGAAGGCCCUGGAGGAUGCGUUCCUGGCCAUUGAUGCCAAGCUGACCACAGAGGAGGUGAUUAAGGAGCUUGCCCAGAUUGCUGGGCGGCCCCAGGAUGAGGACGACGAGAAGGAGAAAGUGGCUGACGAGGAUGAUGUUGACAAUGAGGAAGCAGCCCUGCUGCACGAAGAAGCCACAAUGACCAUAGAGGAGCUGCUGACCCGCUACGGACAGAACUGCAUCAAGAACCUCCGAAACAAGCCACUUUCCCAAGCAGGGGAGAUGGGAAAGGAGCAUGAUGGGGAGUGGAGUGUGAAUGGGGAGGCCAGUCCGGGGGAGCUGGCCGACCACAGGGAGAGGAAAAAUGGGAAGCCAGAUGAUGAGGCCUUGGGCAUUUCCUCCACUUCGGAUGGAUCCGACGCUGGGGACAACAGCUGUGCUGCAAAGAAGGCUGAAGUGGGCAGGGGUGAAGAGACAGUCACCUCCUCCACAGGGGAGGCAGGGCCUUCCUGCUCCUCUAUGGGAAAGCCCCAGCGCGCAACAAAGUCCAAAUUUUUUGAAGACAGUGAGGAUGAGUCAGAUGAGGCUGAAGAGGAGGAGGACAGUGAGGAGUGCAGUGAGGAUGAGGAUGGCUACAGCAGUGACGAGGCAGAGAAUGAAGAGGAUGAAGAUGACACAGAAGAGGCUGAGGAGGAUGAGGAUGAAGAGGAAGAGAUGAUGUUACCAGGCAUGGAGGGGAAAGAGGAGCCUGGCUCUGACAGCGGGACGACUGCCGUGGUAGCCCUUAUCCGAGGUAAACAGCUGAUCGUAGCCAAUGCAGGGGACUCUCGCUGCGUGGUGUCGGAGGGCGGCAAAGCCGUGGACAUGUCCUAUGACCACAAGCCGGAGGAUGAACUGGAGUUGGCCAGGAUAAAGAAUGCCGGCGGCAAAGUCACCAUGGAUGGGAGAGUGAAUGGCGGGCUAAACCUCUCCCGGGCAAUUGGCGACCACUUCUACAAGCGGAACAAGAACCUGCCCCCGGAGGAGCAGAUGAUCUCAGCCUUACCUGACAUCAAGGUGCUGACGAUAAACGAGGAGCACGACUUCAUGGUCAUUGCGUGCGACGGAAUCUGGAACGUGAUGAGCAGCCAGGAAGUGGUGGAUUUCAUCCAGGCCAAGAUCACCCAGAAAGAUGACAAUGGAGACCUGAGGCCUCUCUCCUCAAUAGUAGAAGAGCUCCUGGAUCAAUGCCUGGCUCCCGACACAUCUGGGGAUGGCACGGGCUGUGACAACAUGACCUGCAUCGUUAUCUGCUUCAAACCACGCUCCACACAAGCCCGUGCCGACAGUGGCAAACGGAAACUAGUGGCGGCCGACACACAGGCAGCGGUGGAGGAGAAUGGCAGUGACAGCAGCAAGAAGGCCAAGCGGGACUAGCGGGCCUGGCACAGAGACUUGGUGUGCACUCCCCAGACUCAUUUCUUAAACAAGCUGAGCUCAAGACUCCAACGUCUUGUUCUUUUUUAGCCUUAGCAGAGGCCUCGUUUGUCUGUGUCCUGGACAGGGUGAUGGGGUGGGUCAGCCAGGGCAUGUCACAUUGCUCAUUUGUAACCAUUCCAAAGAGCUGCCCAGUGGGGCUGGCUGCAGAUCCGCGGACACGGGAGGCCCAGCCCAGGUGAGUAGCACGGUAGUGGUUAGAGGAUGGACAUCCCAGUGUUGUCUCCAUGUGGGUGUCGCCAUUUUUGUGCCUGUGACUAUUCUGUUUGGGGGGGGAGGGAAGAAUUUUUUCACUGUUGAGGUUUUUUUAAUCUGCGCCCCCUUUAUUUAAGGCCCUUCUGUUUUUAUUUGUGGAACAAUCUGGCUCGAGUGCCACCCUUGCACCUCGUUCUGUUGUACACUUUCAACGAAUACUUUUUCAAACUAAAGCCCCAGAAAACCCA